AUGGAGCUCGCAAUCGGACCACCCUCCAGAAUUGCUGCUGGAGUGCCGAUCGAGUCACCCAUCGUUGUGACAUUUGCUGCUGCCAAGCCGGAGAACUACAAGACGAAGGACGAGAGCGACGAUGAUUUCGAAGACGUUGAAGGGAUGAUGAUUGCUGACUUUGAUGGAGUCUGGGUGCUGGUCUCUCUUACGACACCACAGAUGGACCAGAGCUUGGCUCCGCCACGAACAGAUCUGCUGCGUGGUAGAACAGCGGACUCUAUACAUGCUAUCAGCCAGGAGCAGGAAGGGGACAUUCCUACACUUGCCUAUGCAACCUUUACGGACAUCGUCAUAACCGAGCCCGGGCGGUACCGAAUCAAGGUGUACAUCAUCGACAUGAAUAGAACUUUCAUGCAACAAGCGGACGGCGAACCCACAAUUCUACCUUGCCUGUAUUCGCCUGUGUUUGAGGUGCUGGAAGAGAGCGAACAGGACACUUGUGGUAAGACGAUCCACCUUUGUGUGAAGCAAGCUGAAGUCCACAGACACGAAAACACUGGAAAAGCUGGAAAAGUUGAGAUCGAUUGGAGUGAAAUGUUAGAUGGCGAGACGGAGGCUCUGAGAUGA
This is a messenger RNA of Exophiala oligosperma, 609 nucleotides long. RefSeq lists its product as uncharacterized. The transcript is spliced from 2 exons. The record is from RefSeq and is a predicted model, not a curated record. Lineage: Eukaryota; Fungi; Ascomycota; Eurotiomycetes; Chaetothyriales; Herpotrichiellaceae. The coding region runs from base 1 to 609 and encodes 202 amino acids.